AAAACAUAUAAAAACAAAUGGUUAAGUUGUAUAUACCGUAUAGACAAUAUUGAAAGUGAUAAUGUCAUACAAAAACAAUGAUGAAAAGUUGAGCCGUAUAUCGAAAACAUUGUGGGCGUCAAAAACAUUUCAAACCAGAUUUAAAAUUAGACUAUUAAAUGGCAAAACACAUAUAAGGGAUAUGAAUUUGGGUAAAAUUGGCAAAAAUGGCAAACGUAAAGGUAUCGACACAAUACGAUUUGAUAAGCCACACGGUAAGUAUGAUCAUCACAUCAAUAUUGAUCCCAGAGGUUUUCCUAGUAAAAAAAAUCCACACAUACCGAUACCUAAAUCAGUAUCCAAGGGAUUCCGCUAUACAUGCCAGGCCUAUCAGUACGUGACAUUUGGUCUGGGUGCUUUAUCAAUAGCUUAUGAUGGCUAUCAAUUAGGUAAAUCAGCCUAUGAUUAUAUUCACAUUGAAGAUAUCAUUGAAGAAUUGGAAGAAAUAUUGUCGGCGCUGAGGGAAGACCUAAAAUCCGUGACCGACAUCGAUACCAUUGACUGUAUCCAUGAGGCUAUUGAAUACUACGAGUCCGAGUUAGAGGCGUGCAAACGUAGCCGCGGUAAAGUACCAUGCAAACUUAUUAAAACUGGUGCAUCAGUAUCGGGUAGUUGGUUUGGCGGAGCCGCCGGUGCUUUAGCUGGCGGUUGGGCCGGUGCUCAAGCUGGCACAGGUAUUGGCCUACUGUUCGGGCCAGCGGGAGUGGCUGUGGCGGCUCCUGUUUGUGCAUUUGCUGGAGCACUAGCCGGUGCCAUAAAAGUAAGCAAUGUUACCACUGAAUUUGCUGAAAACUUGGCAGAAAGUUACCUUGAUCAACUUGAACCAAUUGAUAAGAAAAGUUCAGAUAAUAUAUCAGCUAAUGAUUCUGUCAGCGAAACCGCUAACGUAAUAGACAUUGGAUUGGAUAUAACAGAUAAAAAUUUGGAUAAUAUAUCGGAUAAUAACUCGGAUAAUAACUUGGAUAACAAAGCGGAUAAUAACUCGGAUAACAAAGCGGAUAAUAACUCGGAUAACAAAGCGGAUAAUAACUUGGAUAACAAAGCGGAUAAUAACUCGGAUAACAAAGCGGAUAAUAACUCGGAUAACAAAGCGGAUAAUGGAUUAGAUAAGCAAACAGAUAAUGAAAUGGAUAACCGAUGCAUAAUACUCUUAGUUAAAGUAUUAGACUAUAUGUUAUAG
This is a messenger RNA of Oppia nitens, 1219 nucleotides long. RefSeq names its product general transcriptional corepressor trfA-like. Lineage: Eukaryota; Metazoa; Arthropoda; Arachnida; Sarcoptiformes; Oppiidae. The transcript has 6 exons. The record is from RefSeq and is a predicted model, not a curated record. The coding region runs from base 62 to 1219 and encodes 385 amino acids.